UAAAAUUGGUAUAUUAGCACAAUUUACAGGAAACAUGCUAUUUGGACUUGAAUAUGAACAAACGAAGUCAGAAAUCAGCAAAGAACUAACCCUUUCGUGUAUCCAGAAUCAAGAAAGUAAUCUUAUUGAAUUAACAACAAAAUUACGAGAAAUAUACCCACCAAACUAUAUAAUUAAAGGUCGUGAAUUGCGUGCCUGGAGAGCCUUAUUACAACGUACAGGCUGUACCAACAUAACACCUUUCGGAAAAGAAUCUGUG
This is a messenger RNA of Dentiscutata heterogama, 259 nucleotides long. Lineage: Eukaryota; Fungi; Glomeromycota; Glomeromycetes; Diversisporales; Gigasporaceae. The record is from the annotation of a GenBank genome assembly.